AUGCUCCUUCUUCAUCAUCGUCUCCCUUUUCAUCUCUUUCAUCUUUUCAAUAUUUCUUUUGCAUUGCACUUUUUCUUCUUCUUCUUCUUCUUGGCUUUUUUUAUUCUUCUUCUUCUUUUUUUUUUAUUCUUCUUUCUUUUUCUUUCUUCAUCAUCAUUUAUUUUCUUUUUUUCUUUCUUUUUCUUUCUUUCUUCUUCUUCAUUUCAUUUUUUCAUUCUUCUUUUUUUUUCUUUUUUUUUUCUCAUAAUUAUUGUUCUUUUCUUCUUUCUUCCUUUUUUUCCUUUUCUUCUCUUCUUCUCUCUCUUUUUUCUCUCUCUCGAUUUCAUUGAAUUUCUUUAUUUUUUGUUAAUCUUUUCUUUUCCUCUUUCUCCUCCUCUUCAUUCUUUCUUCUAUUUUCUCCCUCCACCCACCUCCAUUUUAAUUUUUUCUGCUUCAUCAAACCUCUUUUCCCCCACCUCUUUAAUUUUUCCUUCUUUUUUCGCAACGCAAGCACCCCCUCCUAUUUCUCCUUUCUCUUCUUCUUCUUCUUCCAUUUCUUCUUUUGCAUUCUUCUUCUUCCUAUUCUUUUUAAUUUUCUUCUCCUUUUUCAUUGUUUUUUUCUUCUUCCUUUUUCUCUUCUUUCAUUUCUUCUUCUACGCCUUUUUCUUCUUACCUUGCAUCUUCUCUUUCUUCUUUUUCUUCUUCUUCUUUACUUUCUUCUUUUUCUUCCUCUUGCUUUUCUUCUUCCUCUUCUUCUUUUUUUGUCUUUCCUCUUCAUCAUCAUCUUCCUUUUCUACUUCUUCCUUUUCUGCUUAUUCUUCCUUUUCUUUCAUCCUCUUCUUCUUCAUUAUCUGCCUUUUCUUCUCUGUGUUUUCUUCUUCGUCUUCUUUAUCCCUUUCUUCUUCAGCCUUUUAUUCUUCUUCCAUUUCUUCUACUUCUUUUCUUCUCCCCUUUCAUAUUCUUCUUCUGCCAUAUCUUCCUUUUUUCUCUCCUCCUUUUCCUCCAUCAUCAUCAUCAUCAUCAUCUUUUUUUUCUUCUUCUUUUUUUUUGUUCUUCUUCUUUUUUUCUUUUCUCAUUUCUUCUUUAAAUCUUUUCCCAUUUCUUCUUUUUCAAGAUUUCUGCUUCCUAUUCAUCUAUCUAUCUAUCUAUCUUCAUCUAUCUAAUGUCUUUAUUAUCUAUCUAUUCUUCAUCUAUCUAUUUAUUCUCUAUCUAUCUAUCUAUCUAUCUAUUAUCUAUCUAUCUAUCUAUCUAUCUAUCUAUCUAAUUUACCCAUAA
Acanthosepion pharaonis is the source of this 1254-nucleotide messenger RNA. The record is from the annotation of a GenBank genome assembly. Lineage: Eukaryota; Metazoa; Mollusca; Cephalopoda; Sepiida; Sepiidae.